Molecule: messenger RNA, 1992 nt
Organism: Acanthocheilonema viteae
Lineage: Eukaryota; Metazoa; Nematoda; Chromadorea; Rhabditida; Onchocercidae
Source: the annotation of a GenBank genome assembly
AUGGUCAUAUUUGCAAUGACGACUACACGAACCGCUGCAUUAAUAGCAAUAAAUUAUAAUAGCACUAUGUUCAGUAUAGGAAGAUGCUUUUCAUCAUCCUCGACUGAAAAGUUGAGAAAUGCGAAUAGAAAGAAAGUGAUUGAUUUGACAGCUUAUCCACCAGAGAAAAUACGUAAUUUUGGUAUUGUGGCACACGUGGAUCAUGGCAAAACUACUCUGGCAGAUCGACUUCUCGAGUUGACGGGUGUCGUUGAUAAAAGUAGUCAUGCAAUUCAAAUGCUUGACAAAUUGCAGGUGGAACGGGAGCGUGGUAUAACGGUGAAAGCGCAGUCAUGUACUAUGUUUCAUAAGGAUUGCAUGUUAAAUUUAAUCGAUACUCCUGGCCAUGCCGACUUCAGUUUCGAAGUUUCUCGAUCUCUUGCCGCUACUAAUGGAAUUGUUCUUCUUGUCGCCGCUAAUGAGGGUGUAGAGGCACAAACGGUAGCUAAUUUUUGGUUAGCAUUUGAAGCUGGUUUAACAAUUAUUCCAGUUGUAAAUAAAAUUGAUCUCAGCAGUUCUAACGUUUCACGUGUUAUAUCACAAAUGGAGAAUUUGUUCGAUUUUUCGCCAUCAGAAAUACUUCGUAUUUCUGCCAAGAAUGGUACUGGUGUUGAUGAUGUCUUGGAUGCUAUUGUUGAAAGAUUACCAUCACCCAAAGGUGAGUUGCAUUUACCUCUUCGUGCACAUAUCUUUGAUUCCUGGUACGAGACUUAUCGUGGUCCAAUCGUUUGCGUUGCUGUGCAUGAUGGUAGGGUUUCCAAGGGGCAGAAAAUACGAACUUAUCAUACUGACUGUGAAUAUGAAGUGUUAAUGGUGGGCAUCAUGUAUCCGAAUAUGCAUGAAGUUGAGUGUUUAUAUGCUGGCCAAGUUGGCUUUCUGUUAACAACGAUAAAAUCAGUACAAGAUGCUGUUGUUGGAGAAACAUUAUAUGAUGUAAACAGUGCACGUAAUACAAUACAACCCAUGCCUUUAUUAAAGCCCAGUGCGUCGUGCAUUUACGCUAGUAUUUAUCCGACAGACGUGACUGAAUACAAUGCUUUACGCAUUGCGCUUCACAAAUUGGCUUUAAACGAUUCAUCGGUGCAAAUCCAACAUGACAGUAGCACCGCGCUGGGCAAUGGUUUCAAAAUUGGUUUUUCAGGGCUUCUGCAUAUGGAGGUUUUUUGUGCAAGAUUAGAGCAGGAAUAUGAUGCCAAUGUUACUAUAACUGCACCUAGCGUCGAAUAUCGCGCUGUCAUUAAGGAUAAUCCCACUAUUAUAAAGAAAAGGUACAAUGGCCAACGUGUGAUUCGUCUUUUGGAUGCUAGUAAGUUCCCAGCUUGUCCCAGCGACGUUGAUCAUUUCUUAGAACCGAUGAUAAAAUUAACGCUUUUAUUUUCCAGUACAUACUGUGAGCAGGUUGCAAGAUUAUGUAUUGAUGCUCGUGGAGAACAAGUUGAGAAUAAUGGAUUGGAUACAGAUUAUGCUAUGCAGCAGUGGAAAUUACCUUUUGCUGAAGUUUGUGUCGACUUUUUUGAAAGGUUGAAAAGGAUCACGAGUGGUUAUGUGACAUAUAAUUAUCAAUGGGAUGGUUUCAAACCAGCAAAAAUUGAAUUGCUUAUGAUAUAUAUCAAUGAUCUUCCUAUUUAUGAAUUCUCAGAAAUAAUGCCUUCAAACCAAGUUAAAGCAAGAGCUAAAGAAAUUGUAAAGAAAUUGAGAGAGGAGAUACCUCGUCAGCAAUAUGAAGUACGAAUUAAGGCUACUGUUGGACAAACAAAAAAGGCACUUGUACAGGCGAUUAUUCCUCCAAUCAAAAAAGAUUUUACGGGUCAACUAAAAGGCAACUUUGGAGGUGGUGGAUGGGAACGUUAUUGCAAAAAGCUGUCAGAUCAAAAAAAAGGAAAGGAACGAAUGAAACAGCUAGGUCAAGUGCAAAUCCCCAAAGAAGCAUUCAUCAAUGUACUGCGGAGGUAG